AUGGCGUCACUGAAACCCGAACGUGAAUGGAACGGCAAAUCUGAAAAGCAGUCAGCGUCCACAUCGUGUCCAACUGCCAUAGCCGGCAGCAUACGUACCAGUUCCUUGUCGUACAUCAUCGAAACCCUGACCUACACGGUCCGGUCCCUCGUCUCCACCGUCACCACAACCUACUUCGUCGUCAAGGCGAGCGAGUUAAGCGGCAUCACCGAUGAGCUGGCGCAAUUCGAGGGAGUCCAGCCGACCAAAUUUCUCGAGAAAGCCGCCUCCAAGCGCCGAUACCUCCGCUUCUCCAUAGUCUGCUACAGCUGUCUCUUAAUCGCCAUGACAAUCCUCUUCUUCGUACUCGUACCCGCGCAGAAGUACUUCGACAAGUGCUUCUACGGCAUAGACCUCGCCAGCGCCGGCAUACCCAACGGCCCCGCCAUCCUGAUUGGGCUGAUCGAGUGGGACUCUUACAACGUCCUCGUCACCGGCUCUCCGGUGCUGAUGACCAACUACAUCUACCUUUGCGAUUACCUUCGCGCGCAGAUGCUCAGCUUUAGGGUUGCCGAGAGGGCAGUUCUGGACAGCGGGCCUCUGGACGUCGCCAAGUUCGAAAAGGUCCGGACCAUGUGCACCAGGCUUAUAGAUGUGGAGCGACGACUCGACUCCCUUUUCGCCCCCGCGGUCCUCCUCUGGUUCGUAGACCUGCUAGUCAACAUCGUCCUCCCCAUCCGCACCCUCAUUAACGGCAUCGCUUCCUUCACCCUGGCCAACGUCAUGUCCUUCUUCAUAGAGGUCAUCUACUCGGUGUCUUUCUUCAUGAUCCUCUCUUUCUCGCUGGCUCAAGUGGACAAGGAGUACAAGGAGAUCGAAGAAGAGACGUUUCGGCUGCGUAACUCUGUGGCCACCGAAGACUGGCAGCUGUGCCAGCAGGUCACCUUGCUCGAAUCCAACAUCAACUCGUCCAAGUUUACGCUGACCGGCUGGGGUCUCUUCGAAGUGGAUCGAUCCUUUAUUCUGACCAUCGUCGGGGCCGUUGCCACCUACACGGUGGUGUUGAUUCAACUGACGCCGGGGCAGGACACUUACUGAGAGGAACGUUGCUUUGGACGGAGUGCAAGUACAAGCUGGGAAAAGGUUUAACAACCGCGAGGGAUCCCACUUAUAGCUCAA
Molecule: messenger RNA, 1158 nt
Organism: Dermacentor silvarum
Lineage: Eukaryota; Metazoa; Arthropoda; Arachnida; Ixodida; Ixodidae
Exons: 2
Coding region: 1-1077 (358 amino acids)
Biological process (GO): sensory perception of taste
Cellular component (GO): membrane
Source: RefSeq, a predicted model, not a curated record